Molecule: messenger RNA, 958 nt
Organism: Glycine soja
Lineage: Eukaryota; Viridiplantae; Streptophyta; Magnoliopsida; Fabales; Fabaceae
Exons: 1
Coding region: 61-753 (230 amino acids)
Source: RefSeq, a predicted model, not a curated record
ACCAACCAUAUACUAAUUCUCCAAGAAUAAGAGAAUCCAAAAGUCUCUCAAAAAAUAACCAUGAUGAUGCAUGUCCUUUGCUUCUCAGUGUUCCUAGCAGCAGCAAUGCAAGGAACACUGGCGGUUGAAUACAGUGUCACCAACAACGCCCUCUCAACCCCUGGUGGUGUUCGUUUCCGUGAUGCAAUAGGGGACGAAUACGCCAAACAAACACUUGACUCAGCCACCCAAUUCAUAUGGGGGGUCUUCCAGCAAAACGCUCCUGCUGAUAGAAAAGAUAUACAAAAAAUAAACUUAUUUGUGGAGGACAGGGUUGUGCCAAAUGGUGUUGUUGCAUAUACAAGCAAGGAUGAGAUUCAUGUUAUUGCAAAAUAUGUUAAUGACUAUGGUGGGGAUGUGAAGACAGAGAUCACAGGGGUGCUGUAUCAUGAAAUGGUCCACGUUUGGCAGUGGAAUGGGAAUGGUCAGGCUCCAAGUGGAUUAAUUGAAGGUAUUGCAGACUAUGUUAGGCUGAAGGCAAACUAUGCACCUAGCCACUGGAAGAAAGCAGGGGAGGGACAGAAAUGGGACCAGGGUUAUGAUGUUACUGCUCGUUUUCUGGACUAUUGUAAUACUCUCAAAAGUGGGUUUGUGGCACAAUUGAACAAGCAGAUGAGGACUGGUUAUAGUGAUCAAUUCUUUGUUCAGUUACUGGGCAAGACAGUUGAUCAGCUUUGGCAAGACUACAAGGCUAAGUAUGGCAAUAUACCCUAGGUAAAUGGCUAAGAGCUUGCUAAUUUAAAAAUAAGCGACUAGUAUGUCGCAAUCUCUAUUGUAGGCUUGUAUCAACUCUAAAUAUUUAAAGUUGCAACUUAUAGUAAGUUAUAGUGGAAUGGAUGUUCUGAUUCUGAUUUGUAAGUCAUGUGUACGCCAAAAAUUUACAAGUUCAAGAAAAAACUAUUUCUAUAUUUUUAUUGGU